UGCUCACUCUCAGCCAGACAGAGACAGAGAGGAAACCUCUUGUCAAGUUUGUCUCUGACCUUCAGAGCAUCAGCAUUUAAACAGAUUCACUUCUUCAUUUUUUUCGCUUCCAUACUGGGCUCUGUGUUUUUCAGAUAUCCUUGUCGAUGGCAGUCAUUCUUCUGAAUAUCUGAUUUUCAGGAACAAAAAGGUGUCCCCAUCACCAAUCCCUGUAUUGCAGUCGGGCAAGCGUGACGCAUGGACACUGACAGGGCGCACACUUCUCAAUGAGAAGCUUCAUAAAUUGAGGUUAUUCAAGUGAGUUUUUUUCUUUUUUCUUUUUGGUAUACCAGAAUUGUUUUGUUCGAGGAUGCUCGUCUCAACUUGGAAUAGAUGCUGUGCCGUGAUGUUUCUCGUCGCUACACUGAAGACCGAGACAACCCAGGUAUCAGAGGCGCGCCCAAAGGCGAAUUUAAUCAAGCCAGCUCCGUUUGGAGGGACGCCUACACCCGCUACAAACCGCUCCGACACUGUCCAACUCGGGAUCACCAAGAGAUAUAACAUGCUUGCGCAGCAGGUGUAUCCAUGCAGCAAUGAUAAGGAGUGCAGCGUGGGAAGCUACUGCCACAGCCCGCAACAGGCUCCCUCUCGCUGCCUCACCUGCCGCAGGAGGAAGAAGCGCUGCCAUCGAGAUGUCAUGUGCUGUCACGGGAACCGAUGCAGUAACUAUAUGUGUGUCCCUAUCUCUGAGAGUGUGCUCUCACCUCACAUCUCAGCUUUAGACGAACAUAACAAACUCUCCACCAAAGACCACAGCUGGAGAAAGAGUGGGAAGGCACAUGCUAAGCAUUCUCUUAAAGGGCAUGAGGGCGACCCUUGCCUGCGUUCAUCCGAUUGCUCGGAGGGCUACUGCUGCGCCCGCCAUUUCUGGACCAAAAUCUGCAAGCCGGUCCUGAGGCAGGGAGAGGUGUGCACCAAGCAGAGGAAGAAAGGCUCUCACGGCCUGGAAAUCUUCCAGCGCUGUGACUGUGCCAAGGGCCUUUCCUGCAAGGUGUGGAAAGACGCCACCUCCUCGUCCAAGUCCAGGCUGCACAUGUGCCAGAAGAUCUGAAGCAGGGGCAGCUGCUUUCGGCGUGGAGGCCUCUGUCUCCAUCUGCCAGGGGAAAUUUUUUGUAAAGGAUGGGUUGUGGCUGUAUUAAAAAAAGGAGUAAAAGACAGAGACUAACAAGAGAAAGAACAGACUGUGUGGGUUCAAGCUCUCUAGUUGGAGAGUGAGUGGGAUUGCUUUAAUGUGUUUGCUGUGAGUGGUCCAUACCUGCACCCACACACAAACUUGCACCCUCACACACACACACACACACACACACGCACACACACACACACACACACACACACACACACAGACACACCCCUCAUGGGUUUGUGAGAUUAAUGAGCUAACAAAUAAAUGAUAAACUUUUUAGACAUUCUCGUGACAUUCAGGGAGCCACAAAGUUAGCCAGUAUAUGCUGUGAUAGGUGUGAACCUUUUCUAGAAGGAGGCAACAGACGUAGCAGUCUUUUAUCAAGCCUCAACUUAUAAUAAUAAUAAGACAAAUAGACUAUUUAUAGACAAGCCAUAGUUUCACUGCACAGUACAUUCUUUACCAAACCCCAAAGUGAAAGAUCUGAUGGGUGUAAUGAUGUGUUUCAUCUGUCAUGACUUGUUAUCUGUUUUAUCAGAUUUCAAUAUCUCACUCUGCUUGGUGUUUGUUUUAAGUAUUGAGGAAUUCAGCUUUACAACCAGUAACAAUAUCCAGACCUACAAUAUACCAGUUAUAUCAUAUGAGGAACAUACUCCAUACACUGCUCAGUCCAGCGCUUGACUUGUGCAACAGCAUGCUGGGACUUCAAUGCGCGUAUAAUACUUUUAUUAAACCAAAGAAUGAAAGAAUAUUUACAUCAGAGUGAUGAGUUUCAUCUGGGACAUUAGCUCCUCGCCCGAUUUUUAGCCACAAGAAGAGAUAUAAAGUAUCGUGUCCUUUGUGUAAACCUCGUUUGAUCUGUCAGAUACAGCUGCAAUCUAUUGUGAUACAACUGUGUGGGUUUAAACAGUUUGCACUGAGGUAGUGCUCUGCUGUAGACUUUGUGGUUCCGAUACCAGACCAGAGAACGGUUCUGCUUUUCCAAUCACAUGAACAGGACUCAAGAUUACCAUGGAAGGGCAAUUUUUUCCGUUUACAAAGCAAAGCCAGUAGAAAUGGAGACGUGAGAAGAUUGAUUAAAGUAACAAAAACGCUCCAUGAACCUGAUGUUUUCAAAGAGAAUUUCUGUUUGAAUCAACAUUAUGUUGAUGGCACUCAGCCCUGUUUAUUUUUCAGUUUUUCAAAUACGACUGCAUACUUUCUACUCAUGAAAUACUGUGCAGUUUUUUGGUACUAGAGGUGAACCAAUGCCUCAGCAUAACUUCUUUAAACAUCCGUUACCUACAUAUUCAAUAUGAUAUCACAUUUGCCUCUUUUUGCUUUAAUGCUUUUAGAGCAUCAACUACACAUCUUUUGUAACCAAAAUAUCAAUAAGCUCUUAUAUUGUAAAUAGAUUGGAACCAAUGAAAUGUAUUUAAGAAUCAAUGUAUAUCAUGUACAUAUAAUAAAGAUAUGAAUCUUAAACAUUACAGCAAAAUUAUCUAGGUGAGAAGAGUAGUGAGGGAUGGAACGGGACGAGCACAGUUGGAUAGAUUCAAGAUAAUGUUGAAAUAAUAAAAGCUGCGUGAAUAGCCAGAAGGGAAAAACAUAGAUACAGACUGGCUGCAUCGAAAGGGAUUUUUUGGAAGAAGAGAGACAAGCACAUUCAUUUCCAAAAUAGUUUGUGUAAAUGGUGUCAAGAUUUAUAUCUCACUAAAUAUUGUCUGUGCUGAUGCUUUUAAUUUGUUUCGUGUAUUUACAAUGAUGACUGAAUAAAAGAAUGUAUUUUGUAUCAUUUGUUAACUGCUUAUCAUUACAUUGUGUUGCUUGUUAUGUUUUGUUGAGUUUUUAUAGUGUGCAACAUGGAGGUAAAACCAAAGGAAGAUGAAAUAUGCUGACAUUAUGCAUUAUGUUUUUAGAAUGAUAAAAUUCAUCAAUCAAGCGAACAGGCUUGUUUCAGACAAGCAAAAGCUCAUUUAACCAGCUGCA
Anarrhichthys ocellatus (wolf-eel) is the source of this 3130-nucleotide messenger RNA. RefSeq names its product dickkopf WNT signaling pathway inhibitor 2 (gene dkk2). Gene Ontology annotation, cellular component: extracellular region. Gene Ontology annotation, biological process: negative regulation of canonical Wnt signaling pathway; multicellular organism development. The transcript is spliced from 4 exons. Gene Ontology annotation, molecular function: co-receptor binding; receptor antagonist activity. NCBI's taxonomy places the organism in Eukaryota, Metazoa, Chordata, Actinopteri, Perciformes, Anarhichadidae. The record is from RefSeq and is a predicted model, not a curated record. Bases 350 to 1090 code for a protein of 246 amino acids.